Molecule: messenger RNA, 1882 nt
Organism: Colletotrichum destructivum
Lineage: Eukaryota; Fungi; Ascomycota; Sordariomycetes; Glomerellales; Glomerellaceae
Product: Putative Iron permease FTR1/Fip1/EfeU
Exons: 4
Coding region: 534-1577 (347 amino acids)
Biological process (GO): iron ion transmembrane transport
Cellular component (GO): plasma membrane; high-affinity iron permease complex
Molecular function (GO): ferrous iron transmembrane transporter activity
Source: RefSeq, a predicted model, not a curated record
CAUCUCCACACAACACAUGCAGCUCACACACAUGCGCACACAAAUCCCUCGGGACCACCCUUCUUUCUUCUCCCUUUUCGCUCCUCGGCGCAAAGCCGCUUAUUCCUGCCCCCGAUCGUCUUCCGCAUCGUCCGUCUUCCGUCGUCCGUCGUCCGUCGCCCGUCUAUGCUUCGAAGCCAUCUUCAUCCUCCUGCGAUGCCAUCACUCUCCACGCUGCCGUAGCUGUAGCCCUCGCCCUUCAAAGCCAAACGUCCAUCCCGGCAUCAGAGUCCAUCGUCCAGACCUCCCUUUGCCUCCCCUUGGAGCUCCAAACUUUCAAAACUUCAACGUCGCGCCCGCUGUAGCUCGGCCGUUCCUUAUUGGACCACGUGCCUCACUCAUUCCCCGGCGCCACAUCCUCUCAUCCUCGACCUCCACUCCACCGGCUGGCUCUCAUCCUCCUCACUCUCAGUCUCAUCUCAUCCUCACUCACGGUGACUCUCAUCUCACCCCUCACUCACUCGCAUAUCGUGUCGCAUCCCAUCAAACUCGAAAUGGAAGACCUCUUCUCCCUCCCCAUCUUCUUCAUCACCUUCCGCGAGUCCCUCGAGACCGCCAUCAUCGUCUCCGUCCUUCUCGCCUUCAUCAAGCGCACCCUCGCCACCAAGGAUGACCCGGCCCUGCAGCACAAGAUGGAGCGGCAGGUCUGGCUCGGCACCGCCGCCGGCCUCUUCACCUGCGUCAUCAUCGCCAUGGCCAUCAUCAGCGGCAUCCACAGCCUGGGCGCCGACCGCUUCGCCGCCGCCGAGAGCAUCUGGGAGGGCAUCUUCUCCCUCGGCGCCUCCCUCAUCAUCACUGCCAUGGGCGCCGUCCUGCUGCGCGUCACAAAGCUCCAGGACAAGUGGCGCCUCAAGCUGUCCAAGGCCCUGAGCGCCACCGAGUCCCACGACGGGCCCUUCCGCGACCGCCUCAAGUACCUCGGCGAGAAGUACGCCCUGUUCCUGCUGCCCUUCAUCACCGUCCUGCGCGAAGGCUUCGAGGGCGUGCUCUUCAUCGCCGGCGUCGGCGUCAGCGAGACCGCCGCCUCCAUCGCCCUGUCCGCCGUCCUGGGCCUCGCCCUCGGCGCCGUCGUCGGUUACUUCAUCUACAGAGGCUCCAAGACGGCGCCCAUCCAGGUCUUCCUCAUCGUCUCGACCUGUUUCCUGUACCUCAUUGCCGCCGGCCUCUUUUCCAAGGGCGUGUGGCACUUUGAGCAGAAUGAGUGGAACAAGAUCGUCGGAGGCGACGCCGCCGAGCUCGGCUCCGGGCCCGGGUCCUACGACAUCCGCAGAAGUGUCUGGCACGUCAACUGCUGCAACCCCGACCUCAACGGCGGUGGCUUCUGGGGUAUCUUCAACGCCGUCCUCGGCUGGCAGAACUCGGCCACCGUCGGCUCCGUCGUCUCGUACAACCUGUACUGGGUCGCCGUCGCCACGGGCUUCUUCACCAUGAUCUGCCGGGAGAAGGGCUACUGGCCCUUCGCCAGGAAGGAAACCAAGCAGGAGCUGGGCCACGAGGGCGACGACCAAGAGCCGCUUCUCAGCCGGCCCGCGAGGUAAGUCGGCCCACCUUUGCCCGGCGAUCCAGGCGAACGACGGGGGGUACUUGUCCCUCUCCCCGGUCUCUAGCCCCAUGUCCGUGAAACACCGGCAAGAGGUGUUCCAUCACCUCCCAAAGGCGAUUAGUUUUUACUUUUUUGUGUGUGUGGAUCAUGUCGAGAGGUUCACGUCCCGAAAGACGACGACGCCUCGAAGAAACAGUAUAUAUAGUCUCGCGACGUUCAUCAUAUCCUGUACAUACAAAACUAUGUAUCCGGACAUAACCAAAUCUGACCGCACAUCCUGACGUACCUCUCUAGACUCUU